GCCCACGACGAGCGAAAAGGGGGAGGAGAGAAAAAAACACCCAUUUUCCAGCUCUACCCCUGUCAUCAUCUUCUUUUUCUUGCUCCAAGCUGCAGCGAGAAGCAGUUUGAUCGUCUUGGUGUGCAAAUCCACCGUGCUGUCGUAGCGGUACCGGUCUUGGUUUUCUUUCGGUGCGCGUAAAUCCGUGUGUCCCUCCCACCGUCCUAUCCAUCCUGUGUAUUUGGUAGAGCCAGAGGAGGCAAAAUUGUUAAGCGGCAUAGCAUGGAAGGAGGCGGUGGCAUGCCCGGGGGAAUGCUGCCGAGCACCAUGGGCUCCGCCGGAUUGCUCGGCCUGGAGAUGCCCCUCCACCCGCAUCAACACCCGCAGCAGCAACAGAAGCAGUUCCUCCACCCGCAGCAGCAGCAGCACAUCUUCCCGUUCCAGCCCCCCCAGUCCGGCAGCGAUAUCGACCACCAAAUGAGGCACGCCACCUCUUCCUCCUACAGCCCCUACAGCGCCAGGGGGAAGCAGCAGCCUACGCUGAGCUCCGAAGACGAGCAGCAGCCGGGACUCGGGGACGAGGGCGACGGGGCGAGGCGGGUGUCCUCGCAGUCGCCGACGCCUUCUCCGUGGCAGCGGAUGAAGUGGACGGACAGCAUGGUCCGGCUCCUCAUCUCGGUGGUCUACCGCGUGGGGGACGACGGCGGUGGUGGGGGCGGGCCCGAGGGGGAGCCGCAGCAGCCCCACGCGGCCGCCUCUGCCUCCUCUGUGGCCAAGGGCAAGAAGGGGCUGGGGACAUCGGCUUCGGCGACCUCGGCUUCGGCUCUGCUGCAGAAGAAGGGGAAGUGGAAGUCGGUGUCGCGGGCGAUGAUGGAGAAGGGGUUCUACGUGUCGCCGCAGCAGUGCGAGGACAAGUUCAACGACCUGAACAAGCGAUACAAGCGGGUGAACGACCUGCUGGGGAAGGGGACGGCGUGCCGGGUGGUGGAGAACCAGGCCCUUCUCGACACCAUGGACCUCUCCCCCAAGGCCAAGGAGGAGGCCCGCAAGCUCCUCAAUUCCAAGCACCUCUUCUUCCGCGAGAUGUGCGCCUACCACAACGCCACCGCCACCGCAAACUUAGCUUCCGCGCCACCUCCGCAGAUGCAACCGCCGCCUCCACUGCACGCGGAUCACCAGCAGCCCUGCUUCCACCACCCACCGACUGCAGUGUCCGUGGGGAAGCGAGGAACCACGGCUGUGGAGGAGGAUGGCAUGGCAACUCAUGAGGAGGACGAGGACGACGACGACGAUGAUGUAAACACUGAGGAGGACGACGACGAUGAUGACGAUGACGAACAGGAAGAUGACGACGACGAGACGGAUUACCACCAUAAAAGCAAGCGCCGCGCUCACCACGGCGACGGCCACCACCAGCACCAGGGGAAGCUGGAGGAGGCGGAGGACGAGGACAACAAGGGAUUGGUGGGUGACCUAGGCAAGGCAGAAGGGGCAAAGAGGGCUCGUAGGAUGUUCUUGGGGGGCUCUCCCCCUCUCUCGCUUUCCCUGUCGUCGCCAUCUUCGAUCUCUACAUCGAUGCAGCAGCUGAAGAGCGAGCUGAUGGGGAUGGCAGGAGGCGGAGAGCAGCAGCAGCGGCAGUGGCUGAAGAGGAGGGUGGUGGAGCUGGAGGAGCAGCGAGUGGGGUACGAGAGCCGGGCUCUGCAGCUGGAGCGCCAGCGUUUCAAAUGGCUCCGCUUCAGCACCAACAAGGAGCGCGAGAUGGAGCGGAUGAAGCUCGAAAACGACCGCCUCCGCCUCGAGAACGAGCGGAUGCUGCUUCUUCUCCGCCAGAAGGAAUUCGAGCUCCUCGGCGGCGGCGGCGGUGGUGGGGCCGACAACCAACUCCAGCAGCAGCAGCAACAGCUAAUGCUUCAACCCGCCACAAAUGCCAACCACAAGCGCCCUACCGGGGAUCACCACCUCAACCCGUCCGGCGAUCAUAUCUCAACCGCUGCCUGAGUUCAUAAAACAGAGAGCAACGGUCGAGCGGAUAUUGGCAGCACCGCCGUCCCGCCUGGCCGAUUGACGUAUGCAUUCACUGCCUUGUUACGUGCUCCGCGAUGUCUCUGCAUCAUCAAUGCAAGCAAGCACAACAAUAAUAUAUGUCGUGCUUGUUUUCUCUGUAAUUUUGCUCCACUACCAUACAAAAACUCAUGUAACGGUAUCUUCGAAAUCAUCUUCUGUUUGGAUAUUUGUAACAACGAAAAUGAAGAAAUCUAUUGUUCUCA
Molecule: messenger RNA, 2246 nt
Organism: Elaeis guineensis (African oil palm)
Lineage: Eukaryota; Viridiplantae; Streptophyta; Magnoliopsida; Arecales; Arecaceae
Source: RefSeq, a predicted model, not a curated record